UGUCCCCCGCUCCCCAUUAAGGAUUGGCACCUUUGGGGAGCGGGUACCCAAAUUUGACAGGUACCUGCUCUCACUUCCGCUGCAAUCGCCUAGGUGAUCGGAAGCGGACGUUUCCUCCCCCCUAUAGUCUUCUGGGACACGUAACAGGUCCCAGAAGACUAUGGGGCCAAUCACAAAGCGCAGAGGCCGGCAUCUUCAGUGUGGGCACCCGGCUGUGACAGCUUGCAGCUUCACAGCCGGGUACCCACUGCGCAUGCGUGAGCAG
This is a messenger RNA of Staurois parvus, 265 nucleotides long. The record is from the annotation of a GenBank genome assembly. NCBI's taxonomy places the organism in Eukaryota, Metazoa, Chordata, Amphibia, Anura, Ranidae.